This is a messenger RNA of Bipolaris maydis ATCC 48331, 969 nucleotides long. Lineage: Eukaryota; Fungi; Ascomycota; Dothideomycetes; Pleosporales; Pleosporaceae. The record is from RefSeq and is a predicted model, not a curated record.
AUGUGUGACACCUGGAAUGCGUUUGGUGGCUUUCUUGGAGGAAGGUGCUACUGGCCGCCCCUGAGGCAGAUUAAGAGGCAGACUGUGCAAAAGGCGGUACUCGAGGCGUUUGUUGCGUUGUCACUGGGAGCCAACAUUAUCCAGUUUGUCGAGUUUAGCGGUAAGCUGUUCACAAAAGCGCGGCAGGCGCAUCGGUCCGAGGAUGGAGCAACCCAAGAGUACACAGACCUUGAAUCUACCUUGGAGAGACUCAAAGUUCUCAAAGACGACCUAAUUUCCUCAGCAUCCACUGUUUCUCGAUCCCACGGGAUACGUUUGCUCCCUUCGACGCUGGAAGAGUACUUCCUGCAUAUCCUUUCUACUACGGACGAGACCUACUCAGAGCGUGCAGCUGAAACUUUUGAAAUCGCUCUCAAAGCUAUCGAGCCUCUGUCUUUGUUUACAUACUCGUACAUCGAUGAAGAAGAUCCACAAUAUGGAAUCAACGCAGAGAUCAAGGAGCUGUGGCGUCAUGAGAUCAUCCACCGACUGCAAACCAUGAAAAGACGUCUCAAUGCACGCUGCAAUGGAUUGCUCGAGAUGACAAUCGACCGUAGAGAUGGUGAUGAACGUGAACGUCUCAGGAAAAUCAUCGAUGAUCCCGAAGACGCAUCAGUCGUAAUCGAUAUUAUUGACAAGACCAUUAUAUUCGACUCAUUCAAGGUUGACUUUCUCCAUCGGACCGUUCGAGACUUCCUCAACACUGAGGACAUUCGAAGAACGAUUAGGCAAAACAUAAAAACCGAUUUUCAACCAACAUCUGCAAUAUGUCGAGCAUUCCUAGCUCAAAUCAAAGCACUGCCACCCAGUUUUCCCGCUCGUCUACAAGGAUAUUGUUCUCUUGUGGGGCAAAUGGUCCACGGGAUUCUUUCCCACGCAAGAGUCUCUGAUGAAGAAUCCCAAACCCCCGGAAAUACAGACGCUGGAUGA